Messenger RNA from Pocillopora meandrina, 1017 nucleotides. The record is from the annotation of a GenBank genome assembly. Lineage: Eukaryota; Metazoa; Cnidaria; Anthozoa; Scleractinia; Pocilloporidae.
AUGGAAGUGAGAGAUCUUAAGUGGUACAGUCCUUUCUUGUUCUUUGUUGGAGCUAUUUUAAGUUUUGCUGAUUCCAUCACUGACAUACUCACACUGGUGGAAUUCUACCGCGCAGAUCACAAGACAUGGUUUGGCGUUGGGCUUGCUUUUGUUUUAUUGCCAUGUUUGGCGUUUCCAAUAUUGUUCCACUGGGUUCGUGCCAAAGAUAGUUGGGCAAAAACCGCUCUUUGUGCAUUCCAUCCAUUUUCAGCAGCCUUUGGAAGAAUAGAAGCUUUAAUUUUCUGUCUCAAGAAAUGGUGGUAUAAAGAUGAACUCGACUCGAACCUCUCUGAAAGAGCUGAAGAGGUACUCUGGCACAUUGACUUAGCUGUGCUCUUUGAGGCAGCCCUUGAGUCCGCUCCACAAUUUAUAAUUCAGUUGUACGCCAUCAAUGUUCAAAAGGAACCACCUUCAAUCAUCCAAAUCAUUUCUCUAGCUAUCUCUUUCCUCGUUUUGGCAUGGGCUUUCACAACUACUGAUAAGAUAUCUCUUGUCAACCUCGAUGUAUUACCAAGUAGCGGUGACCUGAAUAAUAAAUGCCAACUUGCAUUGUAUGUAACUCACUUAUUUCUCCUGAGCAGUCGACUGCUGGCCAUCUGUUUUUUCACCGUCGGCUACAAGUGGUUGGUUAUUGCUGUGUUAAUGCCUCAUUCUUGUGUGGUAUUAAUGGUGUUUAUUAUUUCUAAUAGAGACGAAUAUGAAUGUAGUGUAGGAAAUGUUAUCCCUUUGAUAUUGCGUAUUGGCAUUUACUAUCUAAGAGACGACUGUAUAGACGUAAUUGAUGAACUCUGGUGUAUAUUUUUAUCACAUAUUUUGUUUACUAUAGAAAACUUCAUUAUGAUCGUAGUGUUUUAUUCAAAUUAUCACCUCGACGCUUGGUACUAUUUACACGUCACUGUGUAUGUUUGUGUGUUCAGUGUUCUUGGUUCCGCAAUGAGAAUUCUUUUGCUUCAUCGGUUAAGCAAGAGACCUAACUGA